Molecule: messenger RNA, 2744 nt
Organism: Eleginops maclovinus (Patagonian blennie)
Lineage: Eukaryota; Metazoa; Chordata; Actinopteri; Perciformes; Eleginopidae
Gene: grb14
Product: growth factor receptor-bound protein 14
Exons: 15
Coding region: 228-1823 (531 amino acids)
Biological process (GO): negative regulation of insulin receptor signaling pathway; insulin receptor signaling pathway
Cellular component (GO): cytoplasm; plasma membrane
Source: RefSeq, a predicted model, not a curated record
AGCCGGUCACAGAAUGACACAGCCCACAACAAAACCAAUCUGCUGGGCUGGCUUCUCUGUACAACCACAUGCCUUCUGCCGUGCGCCGAGUUAAAUUGCAAUUUGGAUCCCUGUGCGAAGUCCAUGACAAAAGAACCGUCAGUUUCAUAUAACUGGCUGCCUUCAUGUACUUAUUACGGAGAUAAAGUCAUCCACUUUGUAUGAUGCCUUGGAUUUAGCCGGCCCACAUGAGUGAUAUGAAUAACACACUGGAUGGAAUACACACUUCUGGAAGCCUCGAAGAGAAAGCAGAGAUUUAUCAGAGUGGCAGGGGUAAUGUGAGUGGUUUUCCCAGCCCAACCCUCAUCCCUUUGCGAGCUCCCUUACCAACACCAAAUGCUCAGAAGAUCAGGACUACGCUCUGCAAGGGGAACAGGAGCAAUACAAAGGGAGAAGAAUCAAUCUCUUCCCCUGUUCCGAACCCUUUCCCUGAGCUCAUCGCCUCAGCCCUCACCCCCCUCGUCUAUGAAUGUUUAUUACCAUCAACCAAAAGUAGUGCAACUCAGGUAAUCAAAGUUUAUAAUGAAGACAAUACCAGCCGAGCAGUAGAGGUUCCAAGUGACAUCACUGCCCGGGACAUAUGCCAGCUGUUUGUCCUGAAGAACCACUGCAUUGAUGACCACAGCUGGACUCUUUUUGAACACAUCUCUCAUCUGGGAAUAGAGAGAACCAUUGAAGACCAUGAAUCUGUCAUGGAGGUGCUUUCCGGCUGGGGAAUGGACACAGACUGCCGGCUGUAUUUUAGGAAGAAUUAUGCUAAAUAUGAAUUCUUCAGGAAACCCCUGGACUUUUUCCCGGAUCACAUGGUCUCUAUAUCCAGUGAAACCAAUGGGAUGGUGGAUCACUCUCAGCUUAUACAGACCUUUCUCAACUCCAGCACAUGUCCAGAGAUACAUGGACACCUCCAUGCCAAAGAGCAAAGCAGGAAAUCGUGGAAGAAGUUCUAUUUUGUACUGCGUAGGUCGGGCCUUUAUUUCUCCAAUAAGGGAACUUCCAAGGAACCAAGGCAUCUCCAGUUCAUUGCCGACUUCAGUGACAGUGAUGUCUACACGGUUUUGUCAGCCAAAAAACUACAUGGAUCACCUACAGAUUACGGCUUCUGUGUCAAGUCAACAAAGGGUAGUUCGUCCCGGGACUUAAAGCUGCUCUGUGCGGAUGAUGAGCAGACCAGGACCUGCUGGAUCACAGCCAUGCGCUUGUUAAAGUAUGGGAUGGAGCUGUACCAGAACUUUAUCCAGCCACACCAGAAACAAAAAGCUUCACCAAUGAGGAGCAUCUCAGAGAAUUCACUGGUGGCCAUGGACUUUUCUGGCCAAAAGAGCCGGGUGAUCGAGAACCCGUCCGAGGCGAUGUCUGUGGCUGUGGAGGAAGGCCUGUCAUGGAGGAGGAAGAGCUGCCACCGUCUGAGCGGCCAUGGGAGCCCCUCCACAUCACACUGCUCAUUGUCAAACAUAGCUCUCCACUUGGCUCAGUCCUGGUUCCACGGCAAGCUGUCGAGAGAGGAGGCUCAGCGUCUAAUCACUCAACAGGGCCUUAUUGAUGGAAUGUUUCUUCUGAGGGACAGUCAAAGCAACCCUAAGACUUUUGUACUGUCACUGUGCCACACGCAGAAAAUCAAACACUUUCAGAUCAUACCCGUGGACGAGGAUGGGGAGUUAUUCUACAGUCUGGAUGAUGGUCAAACACGGUUCACCGACUUGAUCCAGUUGGUGGAAUUUUACCAGCUAAACCGAGGAGUUUUGCCCUGCAAGCUCAAACACCACUGUGCCCGUAUCGCCCUGUGAACAAGGGGCCAACGAGACCCCCAAGGGCCCAGAUGCACCUUAACUCCAUGACCUUUCCUGACAAACACUCCCAGUGUUUUUGUGCCUUGAAGAAGAAGAUCUACAAACUAAAUAGCCAUACUUACUGAAACCACUGUUAUAAUCCACUAUCAUUGACAUUCAUAGUCUGCUACAUGGGCCCUCCUUCUUUUUUAUUCUUCAGAUAAAGCUGAAUUUAAGAACAGACAAUAAUACCUGACCACAUGUGCUGAAAAGGGUGUGCAGCUUCUAUAGUGAAGUCUUUGGCACUGUCAUACGUACAUUCAUGCUGGCAAUUGUCGUACACAACAUCUCUGUCCUCUUCAAUUUGAGCAAACCAAGCUAUCGUUCUUUUCUUUGUAUUUCUAAGCAUUCAGGUAUUUUUUUUGUAAAGAAAAUUGCUGUUGUUUUCUAUAUGAGGGCUAAAAUGACCUCUCAGGAAGUGCCCCUGUGCAUGCCCUGGGAGUUUGACUGAGACUGCUGUAGAGGGGAAAGGAGACGAUGUACAGGUGGAGAGAAAUGGCACACAACCUCUCUGCUCUGCACUGUACAUUAAUUUUAAACACAUGUCAUUAAAUGAAAUGUUUGUAUUCCAUGACAUUAAUUGUUAGCUUGGUCUAGGGUGAGAGCAGUGACAUUUAUUUCACAAGUUUUAGAUAAAGCCAUUAAGAAGACUGAUUUUGGACUUCAGGUAUGCAGUUUGCAAUACAUGGCUUGGGUUUUGAUGGUAUUCCCACUGCUGUGGACACUGCCAUUAAUGCAUCAGCUUUUAAAAACAAGCUAUUUUAAAUCAGUAACAUGACUGAAACAGCAUAUUCUGUUACUUUAAUUAUUUUACAGCUGUACAACAUUGCAUUGAACAAUAAAUAUUAUGGACUGCAUAUUUUUAUAUAUAUAAACAAA